This is a messenger RNA of Aureococcus anophagefferens, 792 nucleotides long. RefSeq lists its product as hypothetical. NCBI's taxonomy places the organism in Eukaryota, Pelagophyceae, Pelagomonadales, Pelagomonadaceae. The record is from RefSeq and is a predicted model, not a curated record. Gene Ontology annotation, cellular component: nucleus; cytoplasm. The transcript has 2 exons. Gene Ontology annotation, biological process: intracellular signal transduction; protein autophosphorylation; peptidyl-serine phosphorylation. The annotation marks the transcript as partial. Gene Ontology annotation, molecular function: ATP binding; calmodulin binding; calcium-dependent protein serine/threonine kinase activity.
UACGAACUGGGGCGGACCAUCGGCCGCGGCGCGUCCUCGACGGUCGCCGAGGCGACGCGGCGGCGCGACGGCGUGCGGGUCGCCGUCAAGGUCGUGGCGCCCGCGCGCGCGGCGGGGCUCGCGGACGCGCGCGAGGAGGUGAGGAUGCACCGCCUCGCGUCGGGCCUGCCCGGCGUCGUGGAGCUCCUCGACGUCUUCUUCGAGGACGGGAUUUUAUAUUUAGUCCAGGAGCUCUGCGCCGGCGGCGAGCUCUUCGAGACCAUCGCGCGCGGCGACACGUACGACGAGCGCGACGCGGCCGCGGUCACGCGGCGCGUGCCUGUGCGCGUUUUGGGCGCGCUCGCGGCGCUCCACGACGUGGGCGUCGUCCACCGCGACGUCAAGCUCGAGAAUAUCUUGCUGCGGUCGCCGGGCUCGAGGACGGACGUCGUCCUGGCGGACCUCGGCAUCGCGCGGCGCGUCGCGCCCGGCGGCGGCGACCGGCCGACGAGCCUCGGCGGCUCCGUGCACUACCUGUCGCCCGAGGUCGUGCGCCGGGAGCCCUACGGCACGCCCGUCGACGUCUGGGGCCUCGGCGUCGCGCUCUACGCGCUGCUCACGGGGCGGCUGCCCUUCGUGGGCGCGUCGACGGCCGCGCUCUUCGACGACAUCGAGCGCGGCGACGUCGACUUCGAGACGCCCGAGAUGCGCCGCGUGUCGCCCGGCGGCCGCGCGGCCGUGGCGCGCAUGCUCGCGCGCGACCCGGGCGACCGGCCGAGCGCGCGCAUGCUCCUCGACGGCGAGCCGUGGCUC